AGCUACAGAUUUUAUGGUCUUUUUAUGUGGCCAUAGUUUUGCUUUCGCACUGGCCUUUUACGAGCGUUUUAUAACUUGUUUACAUUAGGCGAGUGAGCUGGCGAACACCACCCGAAAUGUCACGUAACGGAAGUGCUGGGAAUCAUUUUAUGCAAAAAUCCAUCAAAUCGCUGGCGGGCUGCAUAAAAAUCGUCGUAAAGCGAUUGGGCUUGGCUCAGAACUCCAGCAGCUGACAUGGAUAUAUUCGAGACUGGAGCAGUGCAACGAAGCGAUUUACUGAAGCGCUUUCCGUAUCGAAUAGGGUAUUACUACAAGUAUAGUAUAGUGUACUACAAAGCAACUUUAAGCACUCCAGUCGAUGAGAUGCAGCAGGUCACUCAAACGGUGGCCGUCGCAGGCCUUCUCCUCUUUGCUUGUACCCAAUCUGCGAAACUGAAUAACCAGUCAGAAGAGUCCCUAGAGAUUGGAAAGAUUGAAAAUAGUAUAGAGGCCUCGAUGGGCUAUAUGGCAAAGCGUUUUGAAGAGGGCAACGGCAUCGACGGAAAGCAUUCCAGAGUUAUCUUAAAGGCAUUCAAACUCGGAGACUUUAUAAAGAAAAAGACCCAACAUAAUGUAACAGCAAAUUCAAAAUGGGCUCUUUUUACUUUUAGUUAAUUCUAAGAUCUUCAUAUUUCUCCAUUUCGAUUUUUUCAAAAUAUAAAGAAAUAAAUAAAUACGAGAUCCA
This is a messenger RNA of Drosophila biarmipes, 724 nucleotides long. RefSeq lists its product as uncharacterized. NCBI's taxonomy places the organism in Eukaryota, Metazoa, Arthropoda, Insecta, Diptera, Drosophilidae. Bases 235 to 654 code for a protein of 139 amino acids. The transcript has 2 exons. The record is from RefSeq and is a predicted model, not a curated record.